Molecule: messenger RNA, 1036 nt
Organism: Sitophilus oryzae (rice weevil)
Lineage: Eukaryota; Metazoa; Arthropoda; Insecta; Coleoptera; Curculionidae
Exons: 5
Coding region: 100-897 (265 amino acids)
Source: RefSeq, a predicted model, not a curated record
GCUUGUCAGUUGACAGUCGAUUUCAAUCUUUUGGUUUUCUUCACUUUUAGGCAAAACUUCUCUAAAUUCUCGUGUGUAUAUCCAAAUACAUUUUUCAAGAUGGUGAUGGAUCAGUUUGUUACCACCUACAGGAAGGACUACUUAUGGCCCUACGUGAAAACUUUAGGAAUAAGACCACAUCCAGAAACGCACCAAUUCCAACAAAGCCAGUCGAUACCAUGCGAAUGUCACAACAUCGGGGAACCCCACACUGAUCAAAACCAACAACAAAGGAACCUUCUAGCGCCGGUAGCCUACGAAGAAGAGGCCUGGAGCAGAUUGGGGCCCAUGGGGCCACUGUUGGACCCCAAAAUCUACCCGGCCAAGGUGUCUGCCGCUCCAGAAUCGCAAAUCGGCAGGUUUAACCAGCCCAACGUGUUUCUACAAAAGCUUCAAGAAAAAUAUCCAUUUAUAUACGAAUGUUUGAGAACAGCCCCGCCUGACGAUUUGUUGGCCAGAAUUAACAGGGAUCGAUUGAGAACAACCUAUCAAGUAGAUUUCUGCAAAAUGAAUGAAUACCCAUCAGGACCCUAUGACGAAUUACUGAGAGCGGCUGGUGUGGAGGGCUUACCACCUUGUUCAGAACCAAUAGCACUACCAGAAGACGUGUGCAAAAUCUACCAAAAAUCGAAAAUCACUGGAUAUGGUGGUUCCAGAAGUAGCGGAAAGAGUCAUGGAGGUACCAUUCCCACAGCCAAAGAAGCCUCCUACUGUAUUGGAAGCAGUAAAGGACCUUUAGCAACAGUAACAUCAGGAGCGACGGAGUACCAAGACGCCAUAUCCAGAUUGGGCAAUCUCAUCAUAAGGGACAGGAUACAUGACCCUAAAGUACAGAACAAGGGAUAUUUCAGCAAAUAACAGCAGCAAAAUUAGGGGAAUAGGGAAAUUUUGAAUCAAAAAUGUAUUUUUGUAUAUAUAGAUAGAUAUGAAUCUAAUGUAUUUGAUAUACAUAGUGUAUUUUGUAAAUAUCCAUUAACAAAUAAAUAUAUUUCGUCUU